Camellia sinensis is the source of this 1916-nucleotide messenger RNA. Lineage: Eukaryota; Viridiplantae; Streptophyta; Magnoliopsida; Ericales; Theaceae. The record is from RefSeq and is a predicted model, not a curated record.
UAAAAAAUUAAAUUUGGUAACUAUAAAAAAAUGCUCUUAAAAAAUUAAAUUUGGUAACUAUUUUUUUUUUAAUUGUAAUGAAUUUUAAUUUUAUUUUUGGUGAUGAGAACUUGGUGAGGAGAAGUUGAGAAGCAUGAAGAAGUCUAAGUCUCUGUUAGAAGUUGUCGGGUAGCAUUCAUAGCUGUGUACGUACGCCUUUGCUUUUGUUUUGUAUUCCUUCAAUGGGUCAAAAUUUUGUUUGUUAUCUUAAGAAAAAAAUUACAAAAUCUGUAGCAGCUUUGUGCAUUGUGGCAGCUCUUUGUCCUGCUCUUUGUGGCAGCAUUGUGGCACCAGCAGCUUCAUGUUGGUUCUUUGUGCAUUGUGGCAACAACUUGCUGUAGCAGCAGCUUCAUGCUGCAGCCGCAGCUUCUUGUUGGUUCUCAAUCUAUUUCUCUUCUUUUCUUGGCAGCAACAGCGGUAUUCAAUAUUAUGCUUAUUGAAUACUAAAACAACCAUAAUGGAAUCAAUAACUAUUAUAGUUGAAUAAUAUAGGAAGGAAUGUGAGAUUUUUAUGCUUGCCUAAAGCGUAUAAAUAAUGAGAUGUUUGGCUUGUCCCAAUUGUAAUGAGAAUGCAUUAUCACAACGGUUAAGAAGAAGAUAGGAUACACUGGUGCUCGCCAAUACUUACCUGAAGACCAUCCUUGGCGAAAAAGUAAGCUCUUUAAUGGUAAGGCAGAUGAUCGAGCAAGACCUUUUGAGUUGGCAAGGGAACAAAUAUUAGAUCAAUUGGAUUCAGGAACAUUUAAACCAUUUGGGAAGCAUCCAAGCAACCAAAAAAGAAAAGGGGAUGAAAAUACCGUCCUGAAUUGGACAAAGAAAAGCAUAUUUUUUGAAUUGCAUUAUUGGAAGACACUCACGUUACGACAUAACCUCGAUGUCAUGCACAUAGAGAAGAACAUAUGCGAUAAUUUGAUUGGGACUUUGUUGAGCAUUGAUGGAAAAAACAAGGACACGGAAAAAGCACGCAUGGAUUUAGAGGAUAUGAAAAUUAGGAAAGAUUUGCACUUAAAGAGGAGCGCGGAUGGGUCCUUUGAAAAGCCCAUUGCAUUGUACACAUUGUCCCUAAAGGAAAGACAAGGUUUUUGUCAGUUCUUAAAAUCGAUUAGGUAUCCUGAUGGAUAUGCAACAAACAUCUCUAGGUGUGUGAGCACUAAGGGCGGCAAGUUAUCCGGUUUGAAAAGGCAUGAUUGCCAUGUCCUUAUACAAUGAUUUCUUCCUAUUGGAAUGCGUGGGUAUCUUAACAAGGACAAUUCUAUUGCAUUGUUUGAGUUGGGAAAUUACUUUCAACAGUUAUGUUCAAAAACAGUGAGGGUGAAUGAUUUGGAGAAAUUACAAGGGAGCAUAGUACUCAUACUUUGCAAGUUAGAAAUUUUUUUUCCACCUGCAUUCUUUGAUGUGAUGGUUCACUUAGCUAUUCACAUGCCUCACGAAGCCAUUCUUGAAGGGCCAGUGCAAUAUCGAUGGAUGUACCCUAUCGAAAGAGAACACGAGAAUCAGUUACAGAGUGCAAAUGUACAUGACAUUACAAGACGACAACAAGAAAAAUUUCCUAGGUGGUUCAAAGAGCGGGUAAAUCAAUUACGAGCUCAAGGAUCAUCGGAAGCAAUUAAUGAGUUGUGGUUAUUAGCUAAUGGUCCUGGUCCAAUAGUGAAUAUUUAUUCGGGUUGUAUUUGUAAUGGCAUUCGAUUCCACACGAAAGAGCGAGACAACUGUCGCAAAAGUCAAAAUAGCAGGUUGGUUGUGUAAAUAUUUCUGAAUGAUUUGUAUAUUCAACUUGUAUAUCAAUUACAUCAAGACUAGUUUAUAUAACCCUAACGACUAACCAAAAAAGGAAAUACAAGAAUGGGAUAAAAAAAGGAAAUACAAUCAUCACAAGC